Molecule: messenger RNA, 1335 nt
Organism: Polychytrium aggregatum
Lineage: Eukaryota; Fungi; Chytridiomycota; Chytridiomycetes; Polychytriales
Exons: 4
Coding region: 1-1335 (444 amino acids)
Source: RefSeq, a predicted model, not a curated record
AUGGCCAAGUACAACUUCCCGUUCCGCGAGGGGACCGGAAUUCGGGCUCUGAUUCCACACAUUGCCCAGAACUGCGUCGAUAUGAUCAUUGCCAUGCUUGCUUACGAUCCGGACGAGCGCAUCACUGCCAAGGAGUCUCUCCGGCACCCUUACUUUGACGAUGUUCAAGACCCAUACAUCGAAGAGACACCAUCACAGUCCAUGGCCUCCUCAAGCAUCACCCUGAGCCAGACCGGUAGCUUUGGAUCAUCGGUGGUGCUGGCACAGGAGAAGGCCAAGGAGAAGGAAAAGGAGAAGGAAAAGGAGAAGGAGAAAGAAAAGGAGAAGGAACGAGAGAAGGAAAAGGAGAGAGAGCGAGAAGAGAACGGCCCUGCAAAAGCCCAGGAGCCCGUCACCCCACCAACCCCGCCAGCCCACUCGUACAUCAAGCAAUCCAAAAUCAAGACCGAUGCCGAAAACAGAUCAACCCAGGAGGCUGCAGACGACAGCACGACGAUCAUCGCGAAUGUCAAGCCGAUCAUCCCCGAGUCUGAGAAGCCGUACAAGUCGCUGCCAUACAAGGAGCCAUAUCUUGAGCAGGCGCAGGAAGGACAAGUAUCCAAAGCUGACCACCGACCCGACGCAAAGAGUGCCCCGAAGCCGGAGCCGGCCGAGAAAGCACAUCCGCUUCAGCUCCCAGCUAUACCCCAGCAACACGGUACACAGAUUACGGGUCAGACGCAAGGAUCGGGGCAAGGCCCGCAAAACUAUGGCAUGCCUCUGUCGCAGGCGCAUGACUACUCCGUAUCGUCUUCGCUGGCGUCUCUUCCGCCCCAAAAGGAGGUCAGCAGCCAUGCAACGCAUCAUGACAAUAGCGACAACAUGUCCUCAACGUCCACCAACUCUGCAUCCACUUUCUAUUCGAAAUUCAAGCAGCAGCAGCAGCAAAUGGAUAGCAUCGUCAAGGUCGGCGGAGGGGGCGGUGGUGGUGGUGGUGGCGGUGGCCGACGUGGCCCGGCACAGAUCUCGGCCAUCAAUCGGAAGCGCCAGUCAGGCGGACCAAAGAGGCGCGGCGGCAACAACUCGAACCCAUCGAUCGUCGCCGCCGUGGCCGAGGCCAGGGCCAAUGCCGCUCGAGACCCGAUGUGGCUGAACAACCAGCUCGGAAUCGUUGGAAAGACGACAGGAGGAAGCGGCGCUUCAAACAAGGAUUCCAUACUGCUACCGGUUCUGCCUGAAAAGGCUUCCAACAAAUCCUCAAACGCACCUCAGCCAUCCGGAGGCACAACCCAGACACUGCCGGCGCUCAAGCCCGCACCUGGCGCUACAAAGUCAUCGAAGCUGGAUGCAUCAUGA